AUGACCUCCGAGGAGGAUGAUCGUUAUCAUCUUCUCGCGCUGGAAGGCAGCCCACAACCAGACUUGGACUUCACUCCGUCCUUGUUCACUCCCUCGCUGAAUGAUCCCAGGACCACAAUACCUCAUCCAAGCGAGCCUCGCAGCUCAUGCGAGGAUGAGCCAAAAGGGUACCACUUGAUGAACUGUCCUACCAGAGAGAGUGUGUAUAAACGUCGUUUCUCAUGUACAUUCAUCACUUUCCUCAUUGUAUCCAUCUAUGCAACGGUUCUCUCAGGAAUAUUCUUGGUGAUUGCCUGCGUAAGGCCGUUUUAUCACUUCAUCAACAACAACGCCAUUUCACCGCACGACGCAUCUACAUUCAGCACUUUCCUGUCCAAAACUAUCGAGUUGGCGUAUGUUACUGCCGGUGUCGCUCUUUUGGGGCAGAUUCUCACUCGAAAAGCCAUAACUCGAGCCUCCCCUGGAAUCAGUCUCUCCGACAUCAACAUGCGAUCGUGGAUGGCGCAGCCUGGAUCUCUUAUUCUACACUGGAAGACUGCCCGUCACUCGGCUUGGUCCGUUCUGGGUGUCUUCACUCUGGCCAUGACUUUGGUCGCAACGCUGUAUACCACAGCAGCCGAAGCCCUAGUCUCUCCGAAGCUAUCACUUACCCCAGUGAACUCAAAACUGAUGAACGGCGAUUAUUCCGUCAUGUUUGCCUCGCCACAAUGGCUGCAGGACAACUGUACCGCCCCUCUCAGGAACACAACGAGCUGCUUUGCGUUGGAACUCGCCGGACAAGCCUAUCAUGACCUGGAUCAAUAUCUCCAGGGAUGGACAGCACUGGGAAACCAGACAGGCACCACCCUGACCUCGCGCCCGAAACCAAACACUUCCCUAUACGACAAUACCACCAUCACAGGAUCCUGGAUCGAAGUCCAAAAUAUGACCGAACUUUCGCAAAAAUAUGGGCGUAUGGUGAAUAAUGUCACGGCUGCGUUUCCACACGGCGGUCUCUUUCGAGCUGCUCGGGAUCCACGCAAUAACAUUGCACAGCCAGAGGACUUUUCUGGCGAAGGCAAAUAUACUCUUGACGCAUCGGUUGCCGCCCCGGCUGUCAAUGUGCUGUGUGUUGGCAUGACGAAGGAGGAAUUAAGUCCCCUAGUAUAUUCGGCGUGGAAUACAAGUAAGCCCUUCGAUGCUACGACAUGGUACGACCAAGACGUGGCCACGAUGACUCUAUUCAAUCAUACAGUCGUCGAUGAUCUUUUUGGAUUUGAGGAUAUCAACAUUCGCUUCGGUUCCCAAGACUACGAUACACAGGGUGCGCCGAUUUUCCCCGAAUACCCAGAUGCGUGGAAUACCAUUAUCGACCAGAAGGUCAACAACUCCUACGCAAUCUACAUCCUGGGUGCCAAUGACCCAGACUACAAUCCACCAUAUACUCUCUGCUCGAUGCAGGCGAAGCUUUCAGGGCGAUGUUCUGCUCAAUACGAGGUCGUUUCGAGUGGAGGCCAAAUGACGGUGAACUGUGAGAAUUCAUCCAACAAGCUCCAGUAUGACCGGCUCAACCCCAAUACAGACGAAGGCCAAUAUGAUUACAAUUGGAGGGAGCUGGCAGCCACGUGGGCGGCGGCCGUCAAUCUGGGAUCUGGGAUCAAUGACGACGACGCGAGCAUCGAGCAGCUUCUUCUAACAAUGAUCCCGUCGUUCGAUAACACCACCAACUACACUGCGUUAGAUCCGGCGUUGCCCUCGAUCAGUGAGGCUCUCGCCGUCCUAGCGGCCGGUACGCUCAUCUUGGGUAGUCAGUACUCUCCAUUCGUCCAAUACUGGAAUGACUCCAAGCAUAAUAAUUACACAACGCCGCAUCCUGCGACUUUUCCCGCUACCUUGCAGUCAAUGGCAUAUGCUUCCGGUCGCGUCACCGGUUGGACGCAGAUGUUCUAUGUCAUUCUGGCACUUGCUUUUCUGACUAGCUUCAUUUGCAUGGGCUUCAUGCUACUGGAACUUCGUGGGAAGUUGGUCACUGACUUCACCGAGCUGCCGAAUCUCUUCGCUCUCGCUAUGAGUAGCCCUAGUUCUGAACAGUUGCGCGGCGCUUGCGGGGGUGGGCCGUCGGAUGAGCAAUUCGCCGAGCGGUGGCAUGUGGGCUUGGUUGAGGAUACUGAGCAUUAUUAUAUUCGGUCCAAGGGGGAGGAAAAUAUUGCCUCGCCUUUUCAAGAGCUUGCGUCUCAUGACAUGGUGAGAAGAGGAACGGCUAGGUCGGCUAUCAACGACUUUCGGCGAUUGUCGAGUGGAGCUGUUUCUAAGAUCUCUUGGCUUUGA
Molecule: messenger RNA, 2307 nt
Organism: Penicillium verhagenii
Lineage: Eukaryota; Fungi; Ascomycota; Eurotiomycetes; Eurotiales; Aspergillaceae
Exons: 2
Coding region: 1-2307 (768 amino acids)
Source: RefSeq, a predicted model, not a curated record